UGCUAAAUUUCGAACACUGUUAAAGAAAAGUCGGAAAAUUCAAUAGAUGAAGAAGUGUACAAUUGCAAUAAAAUAAUUUUAAGAUUGCAAAUAAUGCAAUAAAUUUAAAUAUUUCAUUUACGGAAACAAUUAAAGCAACAACUAUUAAAGGAAAAGAUACGAAAACAAUUCAAGCAGAAAAUAUAUAUAAACGUUAAUCAAAAUAUUACACACAAUGCCAUCUUGUGGUGGACCAGUGUAUCAACCCACAACGGUCUCGUAUGAGCCACGUUCAGGAGGCGGUAAUGGUUCUGGAGGUGGUCUAGGAUUUUUGGGACCAGCCUCCUCCAUUGGAGUUGAUUCUCCCCUGCGUAUAUUUCGUAAACCAAAACCACAAUUGGCUCUUCUCUUGUUCGCUUUAAUAUCCUUGGCCGCCGGAAUUGCUAUGCUAGCUAGCGGUGCUGCUGACUGGAUUGAAGAUCAAGAAUUCGUUAGACAACAACAGCAGCAGUUACCCAUUGAACAAACCACUGACGAUGGAGUAAGUGAAACCCAAACAGAAGCUGUAACACCAUGUGUCAAUAUACCAUUGGGCAUAUUGUUGGGCGGUGUUUUUAUGACUUGUCUAGGCAUAGUUGGAAUGGGACUCUAUUUAAAAGUUGCUGACUGGCGCCGCAACUGUGUAUGUCCUUGUCCGUGUCCAUUUUUCGAUAAGAAACAGUCGUUGGCUCGUCAAUUACAAUGUCAAAAUGUUGAUGGCGGUUGUGGCCAAGGCAUUAUGGCCUUGAAUCCUUCCACAGAUCCUUUAGUUUCGCACACACAAUAUGCUCCGGUUUCGGAGUUGCCCUCGUUGCGUGCCGAUGAUGAGGAACGUCGUAAUUUGAUGCCCGAUAAUAAAGAUUGUCUCAGCAGUGCUGAAGAAUCUGAUCGCAUGCUUGAACCAGAUCCAAGAAUUGUUUUACGUCCUGUGGGACGUGUUGAAGAUGCUUAAAUGAUAAUUAACACAAUAAUUAAUAAUAAUUCAAAUAGCAGCGAAUGAAAAAUAUAUAAAUGUAACAAGAAAUCUCAACAAUCAACACCAACAACAACUCUUAAUAUCUAUUUUAAUUAUUU
This is a messenger RNA of Lucilia cuprina (Australian sheep blowfly), 1092 nucleotides long. RefSeq lists its product as uncharacterized. The record is from RefSeq and is a predicted model, not a curated record. The transcript is spliced from 4 exons. Bases 215 to 970 code for a protein of 251 amino acids. NCBI's taxonomy places the organism in Eukaryota, Metazoa, Arthropoda, Insecta, Diptera, Calliphoridae.